AUGCCGCAGCUAAACGGGGGAGACGGGGACGACUUGGGAGCGAACGAUGAGCUGAUCGCUUUUAAAGACGAGGGGGAACAGGAGGAGAAGAGAAAUGUGUCCGCCGAAAGGGACCUGGACGACGUCAAGUCCUCGCUGGUCAACGAGUCCGAGACCAACAGCAGCUCGGACUCGGAGGCAGACAGACGCCCCAAGACCAACCCAGAUCUGGAGAGCAGGGCCAGGCAGAGUCAGCUGUUUGAAGAAGCGCUGAGGAGGCAGCAGGAUGGAGGUCUCUUCCAGCCCUCGCCGUAUGUUGGAUAUCCGUUCUUCAUGAUCCCAGACCUCGGGAACCUGUGUAGUCCCUACCUCACCAACGGAGCUCUCACGCCAAGUGCCCGGAGGUACCUGCCGUUUCAGUGGCCUCUACUCGACGUCCCUGGAAGAUCAGCUAUCAGAGACUCUGCUACUCCUACACACCUGUCUAACAAUGUGCCGGUAGUGCAGCACCCCCACAUGACCCACCUGCAUCCACUGCUGUCCUACAGCCCAGAGGCCUUCUCCCCUCAGAGGGCCUCACCUGGCUUCUCUCCUGACACAGGUAUGUCGAGGACCCCUCAUGCGGCCUGCUACCCCGUCUCUCCCGGAGGCAUGGCUCAGAUCCCACACCCCCUGGGAUGGCUGCAGGGACAGACGAUGUACCCCAUCGCGGGAGGGUUCACGCCUGCCGCUCUGUCAAGCCUGGUGUCGAGUGGUUUCUCUCCACGCUUGGUGCCGAACCCCCAGGCAUCCAUUCCCCACCCGGCCAUCGUCCCCACAGGAGUGAAGCAGGAGCCUGGAUGCAGCAGCCAGCCCGGAAAGUCGAUGCCUGACGCCCAGCAGGAGAGAGAGGACGAGAAGAAGCCUCAUAUCAAGAAACCACUUAAUGCUUUCAUGUUGUACAUGAGGGAGGAGCGGCCCAAGGUGGUGGCUCAGUGCAAAGUGAAAGAGAGCGCCACCAUCAACCAAAUACUGGGACAGAGGUGGCACUCUCUGUCGAAGGAGGAACAGGCCAAAUAUUACGAACUGGCUCGCAAAGAGAGGCUCCUCCACUCGAAGCUGUACCCCGGCUGGUCAGCCAGAGACAACUACGGUAAGAAGAAGAAGAGAAAGAGGGCAAAGAGCGAGACUCAGCUUGAAGUUCCCGCGGCAGCAGAGGAUUUCUCCCCGCAGCUAAAGAGACCUCGCGUCCCCACUGGACCCGAGGAGACGCCCCCCACUCACGCCCUGCUCCCGCAGCGUCACCCACAGACUGCGCACGCACACGCCCGCCCCCACCUGACACAGGCGCACUCCAUCUCCCACCUGACGCACACGCACCUGUCCCAGGCCAGCCCCGCCUCGUCCCUGGACUCCCCGGCGACACCCACCACGGCGCUGGCCUCACCCGCCGCCCCGGCCCCGACACACACCGAGCACACGCACUCCGCCUACGGCCACGGCGGACACACGUCGCCCUACACCGAGCAGCUGCAGCCGCUGUCCCUGACCACCAAACCCCACAGGACCCCCCUCCCACUGAGCCAAAACCCCAUCACUCCAGGACCCUCCACGCCGUCCUCCUCCUCCGACACCCCCACCUCCUCACCCCUCGCGGCUUCUUCCAGGAGCUCGCCCCUCCCUCCCCCGCUGCUCGCUCAGCCUUUCCUCGCCCCGCCUCCUACCUCUGCUCACCAAUCAGCAGCGAGCUCUCACGGUGCCUUAACUCAGUCGCAGCCCUUCUCGCUGAGAAGAGCCAGUCAGCUGUGAGGAGCUGGGUGCCGCCUUUACUGUGUGAAUCAUGAGAUCGGAUACAAACACAAUGAAAUCAUGUAACGUACACUUCAGUGAUUUGUACCUCUUUUUAAUGCUGUAAAUAAGCCUUGUUUUUUAAACUUUUUUAUAGAUGUAUCACAUUUUAUAUUAGUAUGAAAAGGGCAAAUAAUUGGUCAAUAUUUGACUGCAUCUCUAACUUCAUCAAACGGUGUAUUUUUUUGGAAACUGUCACUUUUUCUACUUACUUUUUAAGAAUGAUCAACUUGUAAUGGGAAGCGAGGUGUGGCACAGGGGUCUGUCUGUUUAAAAAUGCUUUUUUUUUUUUUUUAUUCACUUGGUAAUAAUGAGUGUCAAUCUAUUUUCUGGUUCCUCCUCUGUGUUAAUAAAUAUUCACUGCGUUCUGACAUGCUGCCUGUGUGGUGUUGCUGGAAAAGCUGAAGGUCUGCGUUUCUGUUUGGAAGGAAGGAGGAAGCAGCGUUUGCUAGUGACAGUAAUUGCUGUGAUACACGGCUCAUGCAGUCGAUUGAGGCAUUUUUUACAACUCUUCACACUCUUUAUCUCUGGGAGUAAACCUCCAGGCUCUGUAUAACUGAAUCAUCCUGUUUUUAAGUUCCCGUCAGUAUCGCAGCGAUCCGGCGACGGCCGUCUGAACGUCCGCGGCCACGCCGAGAACAGGAGCUGAUCGCAGCUGGUUCAGCAGCUUUUACUGGGACAGUUUGACUGAAUGGAAACAGACGUGCUCUUUAAAUGUUGUUUCCAUUGCCUGGGUUUGAAGACAAACUCAUACCAAAGGUUUUUAUUACCGAGCUACACUUUAAAUGACCAAUUAGAUUACUGCAUAAAGUAAUAAAGUACUGUGGAGAAGUAAGAAGGUUUACAAUUCCAAUCAUUGGAAAAAAAAAUCAAAAUCAGUAAAACGUCUCCCCCCGGUGAUUUGGAAUCAGCCUUCCCGGGACAUUGUAAAAGCUUUAUUUGUAAAGGACGGUUAACAAAGUGCUUCUCAGGAUAAAAUGAGACUGUAGUAAAAUGAAAACAAUAAAAAGUUACAGUGCACAUGGACAUAGAGACAGAAAACACAUGCAUGUUUUUUUUUCCUGCACCAGAGCGAUUUGUGCUUUUCACGUCUGCUGUUUACAAUCGGUGGCUAUUAAUGCAGCACGGUGCCGUCUGGUUUGUCCCAUCUUUCUAUUAACAUAAAUAUUCCCCAUUUCAUUGCUUCGCAUGACACAUUAAUUAGCACCUGACAAUGAAGCAUAAAGGUGUCAUGUACAGUGUUUUAUACUAACAUUAAUAUGUUAACUCUUUUUUUAUUAUUGCCCUGCAUGCUUCUAAAUUACCUCAAUAAGUUUUGUCAUUGUAAUCUUACAUUCUCAUAUUCUGUCCAGGGAACCUCUUGGUUAGCGCUGGCACAUUUACAGUAGGGUUUAUUAAUGUGCACUGUUCCUAUUAAAUAAACCAAU
Molecule: messenger RNA, 3233 nt
Organism: Xiphias gladius (swordfish)
Lineage: Eukaryota; Metazoa; Chordata; Actinopteri; Istiophoriformes; Xiphiidae
Product: transcription factor 7-like 1-B
Exons: 12
Coding region: 1-1767 (588 amino acids)
Biological process (GO): proteolysis; canonical Wnt signaling pathway; regulation of transcription by RNA polymerase II
Cellular component (GO): catenin-TCF7L2 complex; beta-catenin-TCF complex
Molecular function (GO): DNA-binding transcription factor activity, RNA polymerase II-specific; RNA polymerase II cis-regulatory region sequence-specific DNA binding; cysteine-type endopeptidase activity
Source: RefSeq, a predicted model, not a curated record